AUGGUUCAUACUGGGGAGCAACCUUUUAAGUGUGAUACAUGUGGAAAAAAAUUUAGUGCCAAAUCCAAUUUGAAAAAACAUACAAUGGUUCAUACUGGAGAGCGACCUUAUAAGUUGACUACUUCAGCUUUGGAAAGUUACAAAAAACUUAAAACGUCCACAAAUUUGCAUUUCACCUAUUCUAAAAGAAGACGGUUCUUGGGCCAAAAACAACAUUGA
This is a messenger RNA of Macrosteles quadrilineatus (aster leafhopper), 219 nucleotides long. Its product is annotated as zinc finger protein-like. Gene Ontology annotation, molecular function: RNA polymerase II cis-regulatory region sequence-specific DNA binding; DNA-binding transcription factor activity, RNA polymerase II-specific. Gene Ontology annotation, cellular component: nucleus. NCBI's taxonomy places the organism in Eukaryota, Metazoa, Arthropoda, Insecta, Hemiptera, Cicadellidae. The record is from RefSeq and is a predicted model, not a curated record. The transcript has 2 exons. Bases 1 to 219 code for a protein of 72 amino acids. Gene Ontology annotation, biological process: central nervous system development; regulation of transcription by RNA polymerase II.